UUUGUUUAGAGGUUUCUAAAAGAACAAAAUUAGAAGCUACAAAUUUUGUUUCAUCACAUUACCAAACAAUUUAUGGUUAUUAGAGAACUUGCAACAUUACGAAAACAAAAUACAAGAGAUUUGGAUCUAGAGUUUCAUUUUGAGCGAGCAAUAAGAUUACGACCUAAGGCUAUAUUGGAAUACAAGCAUAGCACCACUAUAUUGAAAUCUAGGCGUAGCACCGACCUACCGUCAGCUCGAAUGAAAGCAAAAACACGCGGCGUUGUGUGAUUUUUUUGUGGCGCGUUCAGAAGAUUGGCAUGUGUGCUUUUUUUGUGCAAAAAAAACAGUAAAAUGUGAAAAGGAUUGCUACAAAGCAGCUAGCAAGAAGCCUCGUGGCCUUCCGACGGGGCAAGUGGCGCUGUCCGAGCGAAGGCGAAGGCUGUCAAAAACAAUUUUGAUUUCACAUAUUUCCGAAACCAAGAUAAUGACAAAGGCAGCAAGAUCAUGUGGCCACCUCUGCGCUUUUCUGCAUGGCCAUCUUGUCCUCUCGCUAGGUGUCGAUAUGGCCCCUCAUCCAUGUCUUUUCGAUGAACCUCCAUUAAACCUCCACGGAAGAAAACUUCCGUUCUCCGUCACUCGCCCUCCGUGUGAAACAGAAGGCCCCUUCUCUUUCUUGCCUUCUUCCUUCUCGUCUCCACCGUCCGGCAACGUGCCCUUCCCCUCUUCUGCACCAACCGCAAGCAAACCGAAGACAGAGCUAUGGACCUCAUAAACAAGUUUAUGAACGUGGCAGCUCCACCUGCUGCUCUGCUCUUCUACUGCCUCUUCUCCACCCCCUACUCCCUGUUGAAGCUGCUCUGUUCCUUCUUCCACUUAUUCUUCAGUGAGAACGUGCGUGGCAAGGUCGUCCUCAUCACCGGCGCUUCCUCCGGCAUCGGCGAGCAAAUCGCGUACCAAUAUGCCAAGAGAGGAGCAUCCGUGGCUCUGGUGGCCAGGAGGGAAGAGCGCCUACAUGAAGUGGCCGAGAAGUCUCGCGAGCUUGGGUCGCCCGAUGUCCAUGUUAUUGCAGCCGAUGUUUCUCGAGCCGACGAAUGCAAACGCUUUAUCGACGAAACCAUCGACCAUUUUGGGAGAUUGGAUCAUCUUGUGAACAACGCUGGGAUUACCUGUGUCAGCAUGUUUGAGGAAGCGACAGACGUCACCAACUUCGGAGCAGUCAUGGAUAUCAACUUCUGGGGAUCUGUGUAUCCUACUUUCUAUGCAUUACCUCAUCUCAGAAGAAACAGAGGCAAGAUCGUCGUGGAUUCUUCCGCCGCUGGCUGGUUGCCGAUGCCCAGAAUGAGCUUAUACAACGCAAGCAAGGCUGCACUUAUAAGCUUCUAUGAGACGUUAAGGGUAGAACUUGGCCCCGAGGUGUCCAUCACAAUAGCAACACCGGGGUGGGUGGAAUCGGAGAUGACACAAGGGAAGUUCCUGAAUAAAAGCGGCGACAUGCAAGUAGACCAAGAAGUUAGAGAUGUUCAAGUGGGGCCUUUCCCGGUGGGUUACGCAGAAGAGUGCGCGAAAGCCAUCGUGAAUGGCGCGUGCAGAAAGAAGAGAUACGUGACAUGGCCAUUCUGGUUCAAGGUUAUGUUUCUAUACAAAAUCCUUGCUCCAGAAGUUCUGGAAUGGUGCUAUCGCAUUCUGUACGUCAAGAAACCAUGGUCUUCACAGCACCCCACCAGUAAGGUGAUUCUGGAUGCUACAGGAGCCAAGAACGUGAUGUAUCCUGAGUCGAUCAAAUCAGAUGAGACAAAGACAGAUUAGAGG
Molecule: messenger RNA, 1791 nt
Organism: Nymphaea colorata (pocket water lily)
Lineage: Eukaryota; Viridiplantae; Streptophyta; Magnoliopsida; Nymphaeales; Nymphaeaceae
Product: 11-beta-hydroxysteroid dehydrogenase 1A-like
Exons: 6
Coding region: 742-1788 (348 amino acids)
Molecular function (GO): oxidoreductase activity
Source: RefSeq, a predicted model, not a curated record